CCUGUACUGCCUGUUACCCAAUCUGUUGAUGAUAUGGAUGGUGAAAUUAAGGAAUGAGGAGCCUCUUUGAGGCCCCAGGUGUGCAUGUAUGGCGUGGGGGCAGGGGGAGCUGGGGUCAAGGACACGUCCCAUGUUUUUGGAGGAGAGACUGGGGUCUCCCAUGUCACCAGUUCAUAAAAAAACAAGACUGGCUCUUGGCCUUGCCCCUCCAGGCCGACGCCCUCCCCUCCUCACCAGCCAAUGGUGGGGCCUGGCCUUGAGCCCCCCACCCCCAGGGAGGGCAGAUGGCCAGGAAGCCAGGCUUGGCCCGUCAGCCUGUCGCCUUGCGCUGUAGCUCUGGCGCCUGUGCUGUGACCCCUGCCCCUGGCUGAUGAUGAAACCUGGCCUGAGCCGAGAUGCAGUGAUGCCUAGCGGUGCUGGGGGAUGCUGCUGUGGCCCCUGGGGACGGCAGAGCCAGUCCUCCACCUGACAACUGGACAGCCAGACAGACGGCAAAAUGGCACUGAACAUGCAGAUCCGGGCUGCCUGCCUCCUGCUGCUCCUCCUGGCCAGCCUGACCAGUGGCUCCGUUCUCCCGCACCAGACAAGACAGCUUGCAGACCUCCAGACCCAGGACGCAGCUGGAGUUGCAGCUGGCUUAACGCCCGUGGUCCAGAGGCUAAGGAGGCGAGACACCCACUUCCCCAUCUGCGUGUUCUGCUGCGGCUGCUGUCACAAAUCAAAGUGUGGGAUGUGCUGCAAGACAUAGAGCCGCCCUGUCCCCCAACCACUUAUUUAUUCCCGCUGCCUUCCAACAUUCGGUGAAUGGUCUUGGAAUAAAAUGGCUGGUUCACGCUUUUAUUUUCCAAA
This is a messenger RNA of Camelus dromedarius (Arabian camel), 849 nucleotides long. It is a transcript of the gene HAMP, whose product is annotated as hepcidin antimicrobial peptide. The record is from RefSeq and is a predicted model, not a curated record. Bases 497 to 748 code for a protein of 83 amino acids. Gene Ontology annotation, cellular component: extracellular region. The transcript has 4 exons. Gene Ontology annotation, biological process: intracellular iron ion homeostasis; negative regulation of iron ion transmembrane transport; defense response to bacterium. NCBI's taxonomy places the organism in Eukaryota, Metazoa, Chordata, Mammalia, Artiodactyla, Camelidae.